Molecule: messenger RNA, 102 nt
Organism: Nezara viridula (southern green stink bug)
Lineage: Eukaryota; Metazoa; Arthropoda; Insecta; Hemiptera; Pentatomidae
Source: the annotation of a GenBank genome assembly
AUGCAUUGUCCUCGGGAUUACCUACCUACAUUCUCAGCAGAGAACGCAGGAAGCAUGAAAAGAGGGUGUGCUGGGUUAGAAAUCAGUGAUCAAGUACAAUAG